CCUUGUUUGAAGAGCUCAAAAAGCAUCGCAUUGCAUCAUGGCUUCACGGGUUUCUCGCCGGAUUGCCCAAAAGUUUACGAAAUAUCAACAUUCAUGCUCAUUUUGGAAUAGACCCAGAAAAUCAUCACUACUAUGUCAGAGGCAGUACUGCAGUGCUGGCAGUGCGUCCCCUGUAGAGGGUGUCCCACUGACCCAGCCCCUUCCAGGGAUUCCACAACCCAUAUACGCUGCUGUUUCACAUGACGUUGUGCACACUGACAUAACAACGUUAGACAAUGGGCUGAGAGUUGCAUCCAUGAACAAGUUCGGCCAGUUCUGUACAGUUGGAGUCUUGGUGAAUUCUGGAUCAAGACAUGAAAUAGGUUAUCCAAAAGGCAUUGCACAUUUUAUGGAGAAGACAGCUUUUGGGGAAACAGAGAAGUUUGAAAGUAGAGAUGAAAUCCUUCAAUCGUUAGAAGAACAUGGCGGAAUAUGUGAUUGCCAAGCAUCAAGGGACACACUGGUAUAUGGGGUAUCUGCAAAUAGAGGUGGUUUAGAAGAUGUGAUUCACUUGCUUUCAGAGGUUGUUUUUAAACCAAAGCUCUCAGACACAGAAAUUGAAGAUAGCAGGCAGGCAAUAUUAUUUGAAUUAGAAGCCCUGGACAUGGCUCCUGAUCCAGAGAUAAUGAUGACAGAGCUUAUACAUGCAGCUGCCUAUAAAAACAACACAUUGGGCCUGCCUAGGGUAUGCCCGACGGAGAACAUUCCCCUUAUUGGACGCCCCACCCUCCUACAAUAUAUGAACAACUAUCUGGUCCCUGAGAGGAUGGUCCUGGCCGGGGUCGGCAUGGACCACGAAGCCCUCGUCGACCUCGCAAAACGAUAUUUUGUCAAUACGAAACCGACAUGGAGCACCCCUGAAAUUCAGGAGAUGGGUGGAAGGGUUGAUAAAUCAAUAUCCCAAUACUUUGGAGGAUUACAGAAGAUCAACAAGGACAUGUCCAACAUUGCCCCUGGCACGCCCAUCCCUGAACUUGCCCAUGUGAUCCUGGCCCUGGAGAGCUGUGGGCACCAGGACUCUGACUUCAUCUCCUUCGCAGUCCUCAACAUGCUGAUGGGUGGAGGAGGCUCCUUCUCCGCAGGGGGUCCUGGCAAAGGGAUGUACACCCGUCUCUACCUCAACGUUCUCAACAGGUACCAUUGGAUGUACUCGGCAGCCGCUGUUCAUUACAGCUAUGAGGAUAGUGGCAUCUUCUGCAUACAGGCUAGCUGUCAUCCCAGUAUGGUUCGAGAACUUCUAGAGGUCAUUGUCAGAGAAUUUGUGUACAUGGCAGGAACUGUAGAAGAGGUGGAGCUGAGCAGAGCCAAGCGACAGCUCCAAUCCAUGCUCAUGAUGAAUCUAGAAUCUAGACCAGUCGUCUUUGAAGACAUCGGAAGACAGGUGCUUGCCACAGGAAACAGAAAACAUCCCAGGGAAUAUGUGGAGCUUAUUGAGAAAGUGACAGCUGCAGACAUCAAGCGAGUGGCGAGAAGGAUGCUACAGUCCCAGCCCUCCGUAGCUGCGUUAGGUGACCUCACUAAACUACCAGACUAUGCAGACAUCCAGGCUGGACUGCUCCACAAGGAAGGUCGACUGCCCAGAAAGUAUGCCUUCUUUAGGAGGUGAUUGUGGAGGGAGUUUGUUGUCUUUAUAUUUGUUCAUGUUCAGAGUUUCAAACCUUUGCAAUUGAUGCACUCAAAGAAAAAAAAUCAAACCUGCUUUAGCUCCAUGUACCACCUGUAUAUAAAGACCACCUGUCUCUAACUCAAAUAUCAAAUUUCUGUAUCCUUUAAAUGGUAUUUCUCAUAGAAAUCUGUAUUAUAGGGAACUUCAGUUGAAAGACCACCUGUCUAUAAAGGUCAGAUUUUGUGUUUCUUUUGAGUGGCCUAUAAUUAUGUAGAGGUUUUAUUGUAUUUGCUCAUGAUCAGGUGAGCUCACACCCUUUGCAAUCAACUACGAGCUACAUCAUGAUGUAAAUACAAUCCAACCUGCUUUAGCAACCACCUGGAUAUAAAGACCACAUGUCUAUUUUUGAAAAAAGUAUUUGAUCAAAUAAUCUUUCUCAUGCAAAUCUGUAGUUUAGUAACAUUUUGUUGAAAGACCACUUGAUAAAAGUCACUUUUUUUCUCCUUUGAGCGGUCUUUAUAUACAGGUUUCAUCAUGUUUGGUCAUGAUCAGAAAGAAUUCACCAUUGCAAUCAAAGAAGAGCGCUAUAUUUUGGAUUCUUUUUUUCUUAAUACUUGUUAUUGUUUGAUUUUAAUGUACAAAUACAACCAAUUUGAUAUCUGCAGAUAUGCCAUUGCUACUAAAUCGCGCACACAUCAAAAUACAUUUUGAAAUGCAGAAACAUCAAUUGAUUCUUUGAUUGGUUAUUUUAACUGAUUGCUAAUAAAGGCUGUAUCUGCUAGUAGGAAAGCUCUUUCCAUCCUACGUAUUUAAGUCUGAUUCUAAGGAUUUAGGAGUUAAGGGGUAAUAGUCAAAUGACUUUGUUCUUGAACUGUGUACACGGCCUCUCAAAGCCUUUGCUAUAUACUGAGCUAUACUGUCCCAUUGUAAUAGCUCCCACAGUUUCUAUUUUCUGAAAUAUGCAAUUCUCUGGGUGACUGUCCUGUUGAGCAAAAGUCGCUCAGAUAGGACGGACAGCUGAAUGUCCCUGGAUACUUACAAGCAUAAUAUACAGUUAGGACUUGGGUAAAAUACACCAUCAAAAGCAAUCAGCAAGGAAAAACAAUCACAAUAUCAUUUUCAAAAUUUAUCAACGCAGUAUCCCCAAGCAUGAAUUGUCAGCACUGGAAGAGUUAACUAUGCGGCUUAUAAAGGCUUGCAAUCAUCUGUUCUUUAUUUUUGUUCAUUUUGUUAAUUUUAUUUUUGAUUUGGCUAUUUGCUUAUUGAAAGUAAUAAUCAGUGUUGGUCCAGCCAAUAGCUUUAGUAAAAAUAUCUUAUUUGCCGAAAGGCCAUAUUGGUAUAAUAUAAUAUAAUAUUGGAAACUUCAAAUUCACGGUCUAUGCAUCCGCCAGUAUGGAGAAAUAUUGGACUGGACUGUUGUUGAAUUCCUUAUUGGACAUGGCAAACUAUUCCACAUUACCAAGCCCGAGCCUUCAACUAAUGCUCUUCACCCUUUCUCUUUGAUGACUUUGAUGAUCUUUACCAACAUUGUGUAUUACUUUAAGUUUGUUCACUGAUGAAAUCAUGAUUCAUUGAAUGUUACCCUUGCUUCUGCCUCAUUCUUACCUGAGUGUAAAUGCCAUAUAUCUUGUAUUCAGAAGCUUAAAUAUAGCAUGGGGCAGGUUUCUCAAAUCCAUCCUAAGUCUAAGUUUGUGGACAUCCCAUUGAAGGCGCUAGUUUAAAAGAGAAAUCCAACCUUAACUCAUUACCUACUGGAACCAGGUGGCUCUUGUAUUAAACCUAUAUAGAAUAUGUGAAUUCAGUAGUCAGUUGGUUAAUAGUAAAAUACUCUAAAAGAAAACAACAAAAAUCAGAGAAUCAUAUUGGUAAAAGUUUAAACGAAAGCGGAAAAAAAAUGAAAGAAUUAAACAUUCUUAUAAGUUGUAAUCACUGUAAGUAUGGGCACUCCGAAUUCACUGAAUUUUCAGUGUCACUGUGAAGAAUUACUGGACACCUUUCCCAUUUGUUCCAUCUCACAAAAUUACUAAAAUGUAAAUUUUUCAAAAUGUAUGGCUCAGGAACACUUUUUUCUUUCAAGAGAAUCUUAGUAAUAUAUGCUACCCACACUAUAUUUUUAAUCAUGCCCCAAGCACAGGCACUUGGGAGAAAAAAUAGACAUUCAUGAUAUUCUUGUAUAUAAUAAAUGGGAACGUUGUUCAUGAAUACAUUACAAUCCAGUGACCAAAUUAUCAAUUUGCGAUUCUCAUAGAUUUAUGAUAUCAUGAUCAAAACACUGAUAACUUUCUUAUUAUUGGUCCGAUAUAUUUCAAAGUUCUAUUUCUCUUAUUUUUUUGCUUUCAUACAAAUGACACUAAUACCUAUAACAUACGUUUCUAGGAGAUGUACAUGUACAAGAAAUGAGACUCACAAUGUGUUUUGAGAAACUGGCCAAUGUUGUUCACUUUUCAUUUCCCUUUGUUCCAAUAUUUUGUGAGACAAGUUACAUAUAAUGUAUUCAUAUUUGUUUCUCACAUGUCGGUGUACAGUGUCUUUUUUUUCAUUGCAAAGUUGUGUUGGUAUUCAAUUAUAACUAAUGAUUCAACUGAUUUACCAAAGCUAUUGUAAUUAAUAGUUGGGUUAAAUUUAUUUUAUGAAAUAAUCAGGUUAUUUUAAUUACCCCAUUCUCCCAGUCUGACUCAUUUGGAACUAUCAGAUUUCUCUAGUAGAGAAUUUAUUAGAAGGUUUGGAGUGUUUGCGCUUCAAAGAUCCUAUCCGAUGAAAAUACAACUGAAUACACGUAGAAUACCGGUACAAAUUUAAAGGGAAAAUUAUUGUCUUAAUUAAAACCUCAUAACAUAACAUGUGGACCUGAUCGGCUGGCCUAUAUAGCUGAGGUGAUGGGCUGUGCAUAAUUAAUGUUACUCCU
Messenger RNA from Strongylocentrotus purpuratus (purple sea urchin), 4550 nucleotides. It is a transcript of the gene pmpca, whose product is annotated as mitochondrial-processing peptidase subunit alpha. The record is from RefSeq and is a predicted model, not a curated record. The transcript is spliced from 11 exons. Gene Ontology annotation, cellular component: mitochondrion. Bases 38 to 1645 code for a protein of 535 amino acids. NCBI's taxonomy places the organism in Eukaryota, Metazoa, Echinodermata, Echinoidea, Camarodonta, Strongylocentrotidae. Gene Ontology annotation, molecular function: metal ion binding.